AUGAACACUAGCCAGGUAUCUGAUGAAAAUCUGAUGAAAAUGUGCGCCUAUGGCUGCCAGUCAGCCGGCGGUCCUCUAGAAACCGGAACCGGAGUGAGGUUUGAAAUACAGCUCCAGGACCGCGUUGGAUGCCUGUUUGAUACAGAGAUGAGCGGUGACAACGUCAAGUUGUUUGUCGGGAACCUUCCUUUAGAUGCAACUCACGACGAGUUAACGAAGCUAUUUGCUCCAUAUGGAGAGAUCAACACCUGCUCUCUGCUCAGACAGUACGCCUUCGUUACCCUGAAGGGAGAGGGGGCAGCAGACAGGGCCAUACGACAUCUUGAUGGCAAAGAGUACAGGGGCAGGCCCUUGGUGGUCGAGGAGUCACGUGCACGCCCACCCAACUCCACAAAAGUGUUUGUGGGGAACCUCGCCGCAACGUGUUCAGCAGAUGACCUGCACGGGCUGUUCUCCACCUUUGGAAGAGUUUUAGACUGUGACAAAGUCAAAGCCAGAUUAUGCUCAAAUGUUGGCUAUGCGUUUGUGCAUAUGGAGAGGAAGGAGGAGGCCCUGGUAGCUAUUGAUGGACUCAAUGGGACCAUGUACAAGGGCCGUCAGUUGGCUGUAGAGUUGUCCAAAGCCCAGCCUUUGAUCAACCAGCUUGCAAUGGCUGGAAACAACCCGGGUGGUGUAGCAGCAGGUGGCAGGGAGGGUCUACUUCCGCGUCCACCUCCAUCACUAGAGCACCAUCAGAGUCAAGCAGCCGUGCUAGCAGCAGCUGCAGCAGCUGCGGCUGGACUACCCAUACAAGUUCAACAAAGUGUCCACAACUCAUUCUACAACACCACGUCCUUUGACCCCACCUACGCUGCUUUGAAGGGCAUUACAAGCGCUAAAGGUGCAGAUGGGGUAAUAUACGGUGCUCUAGCCAGCCAGGUAUAUGGCUCCGUUGCUGACCAGGUGUACCAAGAUAUGGCCAAUCACAAUUCUGCAGCUGUUACCACUGUUGAAGAAGUAGAGCCACAAUCUGGACCAGAUCCAACAACGCUUUUCGAGGCAGCAAGAGCAAAGUUCUUUCAGGAGGGACAGAAGGUUCUGGCAGAGCAGCAGGCAGGGAGAAAGGCAGCAUCAUCUGCAGACAGUGAGCGAGACCGCAGCCCAAUCAGAGGAAACCGGGCCCCCCUCCUCCCCGACCCCGUUCCAGGUUCCUUCGCUCAGAUACGGCCUAAGCGGCGCGCCCUGCUGCCGACGCCACCUGGAGGUCCUGAAGAGUCCCCGGCUGCCACCAACACACCUGAAGGGUCAGAUCCCGUUGCUAGGUCUUACACAGAGUACUACCAGCAAAUGCACCAAUACCAACAGUAUCAACAGUACCAGCAGCAACAGCAGUACCAGUACCUCCAGUAUGCCUACACCAAUCCUCCUCCUCCCCCUCCGCCUCCGCCAGCCACCACACAGGCACAUGCCUCCAUCACAGCCACUGCACCACCGGGGACAUACUCUGCUCCCCCAACGUACGCAGCACCGGGAGCCUAUGCAGCGCCGGGGACAUAUGACACUUCGGGAAGUUACAAUGCCUCAUCAGGGAGCUACAAUGCUUCAUCUGGGAACUACGAUGGCUCGUCAGGAAGCUAUGGCGCAUCUGGAGGCUAUGGGGCACCCGGAGCAUAUGAUUCAUCGGGAGCUUACGCAGCAGCGGGAAGCUACUCCGCAUCCACACCGUAUGAGCAGACACCCGCACACGGGCAACCCAUGCCCCAGCGCCAUGAUUACCCUUACCACACGCCAGAACCCCCUUAUCGAUAGUCCCACCCCCACACACACUCCUUCCACACUGCAGAUGUGUGUGUGCAUGUGUAUUUACUUAAGGGACAGUGCAAAGAGGAAAGCUAGACAGGGAGCAAGGUUGUAAUUUGAAUGUAAUUCAAAUCAGGCGCAUUUUCCCUUUUUCUCCGUCUUAACCUAGUCUUUAUCAUUCUUACCUGUGAGUUGAUACCUGUGUGGCGUAGUGGGACAGCUAAUUUUGUAAAAUUGUCAAGCGUUCACAGUUUCUGUUUGAUAAUGAGGUACAGCUCGUUCCCCAUUGGAUGUUUAAAGAGGCUUAAAUGUUUCUUGGGAUAAAGUUGUACUCAGAGGCCAGGGUAGGAUAUCAUAGGAGAAGCUUUUUGUUUGUACUGAAUCAAGGCCUUUUAUAUACUCUACAUAAACAUGUGCACCACAUAGGGGUUACCUGGGAAACCUGUACAGGAAAAAUAAGCAGUCCGAAUCAAAAUUCCUGCAUCAUCACACUUUUCAAAUAGGGCCCAAAAUGAAAAACACUGAUAAUUUACUAAUUAACUAGAAAACAGAUUAACUGGCUAAAAAAAAGAAAAUGAUCAAUCUGCCCUUUUGGUCUCUUUAAAAUAUGCAUUAUUCUUGCAACCUUCUUAUGAAAACUCAUUUUUCAGAGGUCCACAUGUCUCCAUGAUAACAAAAUUAAAAUAUACAUCCAAACCCACACACUAGUGUUGGCGUAGGACCACCCUGUGUGGAGUAUGUAACAGGCCUGUGUUUUGAAUUCAGCCGCAUUGACCCUUUUAUAACAGCCAGUCUGUUCGUCCAGAUAUUUAACUGCCUGAUUGGUAAUACACGUCAACUAGAAGAGAAAGCAGAAGAAGUGAAAUGGAGCAGUGCUUCGGCGAGGUUUUUGUUGCCUUUACUGGAUAACCUUCUUUUUGUAAAGCUCGAGAAUGUUUGUUCAUUGACCGGCUUUGUCUUAUGUUUCAGGCUGGUUUCACUAAAUGACUACCACUCAAAGUGAUUAUGUAUCACAUUUGUCCUCUAUUUUGGGUCAUUUAAACUGUUGAUAUGGCAAAUUAAUAGACAGAUAAUCGCAAAAGCAACUGAUUUAAUUGAAGGUUAGAAAGUCACUUAGGUUCUGUUACAACCCAAUUAACUCUUGAGUGAUUUUGAGAUUACAUUUUGCCUGCUGGCAUUAAACGUUUUCCUGAGGCUUACUGUUUUCAAGGUGGGAAAAAUUAUUAUAGAGUAAAUUUGUAGUCAACACAGGCCUUUUAAACUGGUUACUACCAGUCUGAUUAUGCAUACGUUCAGUUUCAUAGUUGCAAGGUGUAGCCAGGUUUGAAAAUGACUCAGAUAAAAAGAUAACAAUACAUUGGGAUAAAAUAUUUCCAGCGAUUUAAAUUAAAGUAUGUGACAUUCUCUUGGAGUGGUUUUCCUAAAUUAACCUUUCUUAAGUUUUCUUGCCCGGGCUUUCUGUAUUUCUCGAGGUCUACACAAACUCAGGAGUUUAAUGUAUCCUGUCAAGUUAGUUUUUGCCUCUAAAACACUAGAACAGAAUCAUUAAGUAACUUUGUAGUCAUUCAAAUUUCCUUUUUUAAUUUUAUUUCAUUUUUGUGUAGAAUUGCGAUACAGCAGUUUGUGAGGCAUACCUCGAGCAGGGUGGUUAUCCGAUUACGGUCAUACUUGUACCAUGCAAUGAAUGGUAUUAAACCACUGUGGCAUGUGAGUGUUUGAACUUAAUCUGCUGUAAAAUCCGAUGUUGCAUUCGAUUUUGAAAUGCAUUUCUAAAAAAAUGGGGCCUAGCGGUGAUUCACCAUUUGAGCUGAGAGCAGGUACAAGUGUAUAUUUUUUCUAAAUGCAGUGCAGUGGCGUGUUGCUGAUGUGUGUAGCGUAGGGAUAUUGACUGAGUGGAUAUGAAGUGACAGUCUUGGUGCUGCAGGUGAAUUUGAGGGUUGUGUUGGAUAAAGUACAGGCCGCAGAUUUUUCCGAGUAGCCGUCAGAAGGGCUGAUGACCUUUUCGUUUUCCCUCUUCUGAUCUCUCCAGAACCACACACCUCAUUUUGACACCAGGAUUACAGGCUUUCUCUGCAUUCAUACCACACAUAGACAUCUCCACGCUUAUAUCUAGAUGUAUUUUAACUGGGUUCAUUGCAUUUAACUCAUGUAAAGCAGGCUACAUGUGCAAAUGAUACUAAUGCACACUUAAUUCCAUCAGUAUUUUAUGACUUACAGCAGUAGUACCGUUCGUGAUUGUACCACACCCAAGUGACUCAUCUUAUUUCUUAUUCGCCACCUGAGUUGUCAGUGCUGUGUUAGGUUUCAGUGACACAUAGCCACUCUAAAUUUCCACAUUUUUCCACCUUCUCCAUUUGAACUGUUAGUUGCAUGCCUUGUUGUUGCUGCUGCUCCAGCCACCUUCUUCCUCUUGCUGAUUAUUGCAGCUAGAGUGGGAGGGAGCCAAACUGAGCCCUUGCCCUGGACGUACGCCACACGCAGCUGUAGCGUGGGAUGGGGAAAACAGCAGCGUUAGGCCUGAAACUGCUCUGGACGAUGGGGGGUCCCCCCACUAAGGUAAACACUCAGACAACACACUCCUGCCCCUCCCUGAAAACACCCGUACACACACUCUCAAACACGAUAAUACACGCACCUAUAUCCAUCUAUUUCUCUCCUGUCUUCAGGGAGUUUUAUUUGUCAGGAUUUCAGAUUUUUGGAAAUGGAUCUCCCAACCUUUUUUGAGGGGAGAUAAACUUUUUUCCUGCUUUUGAUUUUCCUGGUCAUAGCGCUGCAUAUUCACCCCAAGCAUCCUCUGCUCAUACAUUCCUGCUCCCAACAUACUGACCGCUCACACACACGCACACACACACACACACACACACACACACACAUACCUGAUUGAGACACGUAUACCAUCUUUAAGUCUAAUUCUGAAGCAGGCAUGUUGUUGUUAGUCUACCCGUAUCUAACAGCCUGCUAUUCAAGAGCACCAGGCAAUCACAGCCAGAGCUGGACGUGGGACAUUUCGCUAGGAUGGGUUGUGUUAGUUUUUGUAAAUGUGCCCUCGGGGCCACUUCGGGAUAAAGUGCCUUGCGUAAGAGCACAUCGAUAGGCCCUUCAUUUCAGAGUUGAAUAACCUGGCUCAGGAUCGGUUGCUGGUUCAACACUCGACUCCCCUUCUCCCCCCCCCCAAACAACGAUUUUUGAUGCCACAUUCAACUUGUAUGAAUGACAAUGAACACAAAUAUUAUCAUUUUGUUUUAAAUUACAUUUUGUCCUAUGUUCUUUGAAAUGUUUAAUUAUCAAUAAAUGAAUUUGA
Molecule: messenger RNA, 5080 nt
Organism: Anoplopoma fimbria (sablefish)
Lineage: Eukaryota; Metazoa; Chordata; Actinopteri; Perciformes; Anoplopomatidae
Gene: rbm14a
Product: RNA binding motif protein 14a
Cellular component (GO): cytosol
Molecular function (GO): mRNA binding
Source: RefSeq, a predicted model, not a curated record